This is a messenger RNA of Lolium perenne, 1580 nucleotides long. NCBI's taxonomy places the organism in Eukaryota, Viridiplantae, Streptophyta, Magnoliopsida, Poales, Poaceae. The record is from RefSeq and is a predicted model, not a curated record.
AUGGACAUCAAAAGGAGGGAAUUCCUGGAAUUUUCUCAGGGGAAGCUGGAUGUGGAGACAUAUGGACGUGAGUUCACUCAGCUGUCUCGCUAUGCACCCCGUGAUGUGGUUGAUGAUGCUGAUAAGCAAGAUCUAUUCCGCAAGGGACUUAACCCUGAGCUUCGCUAUGAGAUGUUGCCUUUCACCUUCCAGUCAUUCCAAGACCUGCAUAACCGUGCUCUUCUGAUGGAGAACGGGAGGAAGGAUAUGGAAAAAUCCAAGAAGCGUGAAGAAGGUGAUUCUCGUGCGUCUUCCUCUCACAACAAGAAGCGCCGAGUCUGGAUCCCUUACAGUGCUGUACCUCGUGCUCCCUAUGCACCAAGGUCUUCUGGCAAUAACUCUAAGCCACCCUCUGGUGGUUCAAGCUAUCGUCCUGCUAUGGGUACUGUGCCUAGUGGUGCUUGCUACUCUUGUGGUCAACCUGGCCACUACUCAAAGGAGUGCCCCCAGAAGUCUGCUGGUCGUGGAUAUUCUCAGCCCAAGAAGGAUGACAAAUAUUCCUCUGGUCGUGCUCGUCUGACCCAUACUGAUGACACUUCUAGUGGGGGAGUCGAGGAAGUACUGAAGCCCUUCGCAAACCUGGAUCUAGCAACCUCUAAAGGUGUCGUAGACAAGGUUGCCAACUUGGCCAAGCCCACAGCAGAAACACAAGAACCGAUUACUUCAUCAUUGGCUGUCCCUCUGGUCUUAGGAGAGAGUUGUGACCUCUCGGGCUUGCUAACGUUCGACCCUGAAUCCAUCGAACCAGCUCCUUCUACGGCAUGCGAUGAACCACGACCCAGCGCUGUCCUGCGUCAAUUCCAGCGUCUCAAAGCCCUGCUUUCCUCUUCGAUCGAGACAUUGGUCGAAGACCCCGAGGAAGUGAAGAUCGUCCUUGAAGAAAUCCAGCACCACCUCCCGGUAACGUUGCAGGUGAAACUUUGGCCAGUUGUGACUCUGUCUGCCUACAGGUCAAGGGUGAAGUUAGCUCGUCAGAGAAUCGAUCUACGCCACGCCCAACUUCCGUUGAAAGCCGAUAUUGCAGACAAAUGUCAGCGGCUCAAUGAGAAAAAGGCGGCCUUAGAUGCCAAAACUGACACCUCUGUCAGCACCGCCGAACUUGAGACCUUGCGAAAGGAAUUGGAGGACCUUGAAGAAAGGGUCCGGGCAACCAAACAGCUUAUUCACGAUAAGGAAGCUCUUAUUGCCCGCUCCCAAGAAGAAGCAGAAGGCCUCAAAGCUCAACUGAAAACUGAUCUAGCAGAGAUACGUGCCCUGAACAAACAGCUAGUGACGGGCAAGGACGAAGAUGAUGAGGCCGAGAUCGCCGAGGUGGAUCGUGUCCGUGCUGACGCCCUCCGUGCCUUCGAGGCAUUCCUUCAGUAGAGCCUAUCUAUGUAACAGUUUGUACCUCUAGAGUCGAUGGCUGCACAUCGGCUUUUUAGUCUAAAGUCGAUGUCUAUGCAUCGGCUGUACUUUGUGUCCUGUUGCUUAUUUUUUUACUGGCCGAUUUCAUGCAUCGUCCCCCAUAUUUCACUGUCCGUCAUCCCACAUACUUGGGA